This is a messenger RNA of Helobdella robusta, 2283 nucleotides long. RefSeq lists its product as hypothetical. The transcript has 5 exons. Bases 1 to 2283 code for a protein of 760 amino acids. The record is from RefSeq and is a predicted model, not a curated record. Lineage: Eukaryota; Metazoa; Annelida; Clitellata; Rhynchobdellida; Glossiphoniidae.
AUGGCUCCGGUUUUACACAAAUGCACUUUUUGUUUCAACUACUAUAAAUUAAGACCGGACGGGAAAUUACACCGGCACGGACGGAAAGAGAAGGGUCAAGAAUGCCCUGGGUCUAUGAAAGCGGUCGACCAACCAUCGGCCGGGUCUACAGGAACUUCGGGUUUGGCUCCCCGCGCUGCACCUGUCAACGAGGGUCGCGAAGCCGCACGUACAUCAGCUUCGGUCACGGAGGCUCCCAUGGGAACUGACCUUAACGCUUUUUUUGACAGACUGACGGCCGCCUUGAGAAAAACCCCGGUUAUUGAUCAUGUGCCGAAACCAUGUAGGGAAAAAGUAAUAAAAGAAUUGAUGUCCCUCAUGGCGGCAAUUUGUAAUGAACCUUGCGACCCAACUCACUGGUACAGGCUCCAUUGUUUCUUCCCAUAUAUCCUCAAAAAGCCUGCCAGAGGGGGUCGAAGAUUCAACCAGGGUAAUCAUGUUAACAAACGAUUGGCAGAUUACUCUACAUUGGAGGUUGAGUCUAUUGUGGCUGGCUUUGAAAUCGACAAUACAAUAAAGCCACGAAAAAACAAUCCAAACAGUUGGAUUCAAACCGCAAUCGCCCGCAUAGAACAGGGCAAUCUUUCGGCGGCUGUCAGGCUUGUUUGCUCCCUCGAGGGUCUGGCGGGGGACUCGCCUGAGACAUUGGUUAGACUCAACGCCAUCCACCCCAGGUCACCAUCGGACAGGAGAGUUUUUCCCCGCGCUGCACCUGUCAACGAGGGUCGCGAAGCCGCACGUACAUCAGCUUCGGUCACGGAGGCUCCCAUGGGAACUGACCUUAACGCUUUUUUUGACAGACUGACGGCCGCCUUGAGAAAAACCCCGGUUAUUGAUCAUGUGCCGAAACCAUGUAGGGAAAAAGUAAUAAAAGAAUUGAUGUCCCUCAUGGCGGCAAUUUGUAAUGAACCUUGCGACCCAACUCACUGGUACAGGCUCCAUUGUUUUUUCCCAUAUAUCCUCAAAAAGCCUGCCAGAGGGGGUCGAAGAUUCAACCAGGGUAAUCAUGUUAACAAACGAUUGGCAGAUUACUCUACAUUGGAGGUUGAGUCUAUUGCGGCUGGCUUUGAAAUCGACAAUACAAUAAAGCCACGAAAAAACAAUCCAAACAGUUGGAUUCAAACCGCAAUCGCCCGCAUAGAACAGGGCAAUCUUUCGGCGGCUGUCAGGCUUGUUUGCUCCCCCGAGGGUCUGGCGGGGGACUCGCCUGAGACAUUGGUUAGACUCAACGCCAUCCACCCCAGGUCACCAUCGGACAGGAGAGUCUUUCCUGCACCGGAAACCGUAAAUGGUUGCGUUUCACCCACCCAGGUGUUGUCAGCCCUGAAGUCAUUUAGGAAUGGUUCGUCUGGAGGCCUUGACUGCCUAAGGCCCCAGCACAUUAAAGAUUUAAUUUCAGGCCCACUGCCCAUUGACGAGUUUGUAAGCUCCCUAACACAGUUUAUAAAUAUAAUUUUAUCUGGCGCGUGCCCAUCCGUCGCCAGCCGUUUCUUUUUCGGGGAGCUGAAAUUCGCCCUCGACCGAGUGUCUCAUCUUCCGGUCCACGACGCGCUGACCAUCGUCCGCAACGCCCUUAGUUUGCCUAGAUUGAUGUACUUCCUUCGUACAUCCUUCUCGGUUGAUGCAUCUAUUUUGGGCGGAUUCGAUGGCGCCCUGAGGUCAGCUUUGUCAGCCCUAUGCAAUGCUUCAAUACCCGUUCUUAAAGAGCCCUCGGGAAUUUCCGCGUUGGAUGGAAAACGUCCGGAUGGCUGCACGUUGAUUCCUUGGAGAGCCGGUAGAUGCCUGGCGUGGGACGUAACCGUUCCGGGCACAUUAGCGGAACGGUACGUGCACUUAACCAGCAAAGAAAGUGGUUUGGCCGCAACCAGGGCAUCGGAUGAAAAGUUUAAAAAAUAUGAAGGUGCCCUGCCCUCGAUGGAUUUUUUACCUGUUUGCAUCGAGGUUCUUGGCCCGAUGGACAACAACACUUCAAUAUUUUUUAAAAAGAUUUGCAAAAUGAUAAGUGGCAGGUCCGGCGACAGCAGAGAGCUAUUUUUCGCCAUGAAUCAUAUAUCUUGUUUGCUGCAAAGAAAUAAUAUAUGCUCCAUCCAGGCUCUAUUGGCUGACAACUAUUUAACGAGAACAGUUGCCCAUUCGCAGAUUGGCUGCGCUAUCAACGUAUCAACAUCCAUCGUAACAAAAGAAACAAGAAGAAGGAAAGAGAAAAAAUUGAACAGGCAUCAAAUUUAUAAAUUCAAGGUGUGA